Debaryomyces hansenii CBS767 is the source of this 540-nucleotide messenger RNA. RefSeq names its product iron-binding protein (gene ISU1). Gene Ontology annotation, cellular component: mitochondrial matrix; cytoplasm. The record is from RefSeq and is a predicted model, not a curated record. Gene Ontology annotation, molecular function: ferrous iron binding; 2 iron, 2 sulfur cluster binding. NCBI's taxonomy places the organism in Eukaryota, Fungi, Ascomycota, Pichiomycetes, Serinales, Debaryomycetaceae. Gene Ontology annotation, biological process: intracellular iron ion homeostasis; iron-sulfur cluster assembly. Bases 1 to 540 code for a protein of 179 amino acids. The transcript has a single exon.
AUGAUAAGUAGAUCAUUUUUGAGAUUAGCUAACCCAGCUAGAAGGGCUAUGCCAGCAGUUAAAAGAGUCAACAUGAUGCCAUCCAUGGCACUUCCUACCAAGAGAUUAUAUCACGAAAAGGUUCUUGAUCACUACUCAAACCCUAGAAAUGUCGGUACAUUAAAUAAACUCGAUGUGGAUGUCGGUACCGGAUUAGUGGGAGCCCCAGCAUGUGGUGAUGUUAUGAGAUUACAGAUACAGGUAGACGAUGAGACCGGAGUUAUCAAGGAUGUGAAGUUUAAGACUUUUGGUUGUGGAUCAGCCAUUGCUUCGUCUUCGUACCUUACGGAAUUGGUCAAGGGUAAAACUAUUGAAGAGGCCGUAAAGAUUAAGAACACAGCUAUUGCAAAGGAAUUGUCAUUACCUCCGGUGAAGUUGCACUGUUCUAUGUUGGCCGAAGACGCAAUUAAGAGUGCAGUUAAGGACUACAGAUCAAAGAGAAGCGUCAAGCAACCAACCUUAGGUCCAGAAGCUGCACAGGCUGAAACCAUCGCCACAUAA